GCUGAGUGAACGUUCUAAGCAAUUUUCAACGCAUGGUACGCGAUCCGCGUUCCAGGCUCGAUAAGUGUCGAGAGAUUCUCGAUUGAAUUGCGAUAGAUUUCUUGCCGAAAACAUUAGCGCCAAAGUAAGUGUAUCGCCGAAACAACGAACUACUUUCGGAACAAUACUGGUGUAUACAACGUAUUCGGACCUGUUCAUCGUUACACGUCAAGGAAUAAACGCAGACAACGCUCGUGAAACAAAAUAACGACGUGCCGUAGGGAUUUGGCCAUCUUGGAAAGAUAUGUUGUAUCGGUCAAAACGUCAACAGUAUAGUGUGUACUGCUCGAUACAUGUCGCUGGCUUGCUUUAACUACGGCCGACUAACACGCCUAGUUAUUAGACGACACGGUGGCGCAUUUGACACGCGGUUAUAAUUGCAACAGAAGCGUAGCUUCGUCGAAUGAUGAAUCGCACUGACGGAUUAGUACAACGUCGACGCGUGGUUAACAGCAGUAGUGGCAGCGGUCUAGGCCAGGAUGGCUCCAACGAUGUUGGCCACAAUGAUAAAUUGUCUGGCCAUGGCACGGACACGGACUCUUGCAUGCAGAAAGAUCUUAAUUCGAACCCCACUAUCGACGACGAUUCUGACAAGGAAACCAGAUUAACACUUAUGGAAGAGGUUUUACUGCUUGGUCUGAAGGAUAAAGAGGGUUACACAUCCUUUUGGAACGACUGCAUAAGUUCUGGUUUACGUGGUUGUAUUUUGGCAGAACUGGGAUUUCGUGGACGAGUAGAGCUGGAGAAGGCUGGUAUGCGCAAGAAGGGCUUGCUUGUGAGAAAACUACUGCUGAAGAAUGAUGCUCCUACCGGUGACGUAUUGUUAGACGAAGCUUUGAAACAUUUAAAAGAAACUGAUCCACCAGAAACUGUUCCUAGUUGGAUCGAAUAUCUCAGUGGGGAAACAUGGAAUCCAUUAAAAUUAAGAUACCAGUUAAAAAAUGUUAGGGAAAGAUUAGCCAAGAAUCUUGUGGAGAAGGGUGUUUUAACAACUGAAAAGCAGAACUUCCUAUUGUUUGAUAUGACGACACAUCCUCUUACUGACAACCUUGCCAAAAGUCGACUUGUAAAAAAGAUUCAAGAAGCUGUGCUAAGUCGUUGGGUCAAUGAUGCUGGUCGUAUGGACAGGCGAACAUUGGCCUUAGUUAUCCUAGCUCAUGCAGCUGAUGUAUUAGAAAAUGCAUUUGCACCACUGUCUGAUGACGAUUAUGAAGUAGCAAUGCGAAGAGUGCGGACAUUAUUAGACUUGGACUUUGAAGCAGAAGCCGCUAAACCUAAUGCUAAUCCAGUUCUCUGGGCCGUAUUUGCUGCAUUUACUAAGUAACAGCUUUUUCACAAACUACAGAGUGUAUAAAGCAAAUACCGGGUACUAGCGUGAAUACUUGGGACUAUCAAUUUUGCAUGACUUUUAGUUACAGUCGGAAUAGUUGCAAUCUGAAAUGGGAUAGUUACGAUCAUUGUUAUCGAUCAUACGAUUCAGACCAAAUAUCUUGAGCUCGACUGUGUAAAGCAGGUUUAGAAUGUUAGCUAUUUCCAUUAUUGUUAUUUAAUACAUUUGACGGCUGAAUUAUGAAUGUUCAUAUUUAAAUACUUCAAAAAGCAAAAAAAACGAACAACAGAAUUUAAAGUGUGAAUGAGUACUUUGCGCAUGGGGGUAGUGCCAUGUCAGCUCAGAAACGAAACGAUUGCACUGUGCUGAAUUUUGUCCCAUAUUUUCUCCAUGUUUAUCGUGUCUGCACAUGGACUGCAAAUAUGUUUAUAGACACAGUAUUUACGUGGCCGGACAUUUAAUGCUGAAUUAAGUGCCACAUUUCCGCUAGUUAUCUGAUUGAUAAAGCGAUGAAAGUAAUCCUUUGCACAUUCGUGAGAUCGAUUUUUACGAUUCUUUUAGGUCUUCUCUUUACAUGAAAAUGGAUGUGCUAGAUUCACUUCCAAAAAAGAAAAACUUGAUUUAAAAGUAAAAACAACAGUUUAUUAUAGCUUCUCUAGGUGGCAGUAAAGUACUCAAAUGUCAGAAAUAUGAUUACUUUAUGAACGUCAUUCGUAUCACGCGUUUAAAAACUAUCUUGAUGUAUCGUCGUGAUCCUUGACUAAACGUUCCGCGGAAAUAGUUCGAAUUUGAACAAUUUUUAAGUAAUACGUGCGUAGACACAUUUUCGAUACAUUUUGUUACUAACUUAUCGUGUAUAUGUUGCUAUCAUUAACAUUGUACAAUGUGAUAUGUAAGUAGAAAAAGUGCAAAGUGGAGAUUUCUUAUAAUUAGUGAAAUCAGUUUGUGAGAACAGCAAAAACGGAUGACAUUUAAAAUGGACUUGGAAAUUUCGAGAAUAUGUCGUUACUUUUUGAAUACGAUGGAAAAAUGUAAGUAAAUAUCAAUAAUAUAUAUACACACCAUCAUCUUACAAAAAUUUUAUGAGUAUGUAUAGGGUGAUCAAGAAAUAUUUUUUUUUUAUUUUUAAGCACUGUAAUAGGUAUUAAAUUAAAAUCUUAAAAUAUUACGCAAUAUUUAUUUAACAAGGCAUUUUGAAACAAUUCACAAUCAUAAUUUGUGAAGUUACUGUAACUCAUCUAACAAAAGAUGUAUAACUAUUUUUCAUUGUUAUUUUAAUCAUAUUGAUUUUAAUAUACAGUUUAUAUUAACUAUAAAUAAGUGGCAUUAAUGUAUAUUGAUUAAAAAGGAUCAAAAAGUUUCAGACCAAUUUUUAUAUGAUUAAUAUUUCUUGAAACAUCCUGUAAUCAUUGAAUUUUUAUGCAAACUAAUGUAAAGAUACUUUAAUUAACAUAUAAUAAUAUCGAAGAAUUCUAUAGAUAAGUUUGUACAAUAUACAAAAUUAUUUUGUGUUUAAAUAAUUAUGUAUUAUAGAACAGUAAAAUUCUUUCUGUUUAUAUAUAUUUCUUCAAAAUAAUAAACAACUGAUAAAGAAAUAGAUGUUCCAAAGUCCCUUAAUAUUGCUGCCUUAGUAUUACAAGAUUAUACAUAGAAUAUGUUACCAUAAAGAAAUAUUAAAAUUAAGAACUGUUAAAUUCCUUAUAAUGCAACAAAUAGUUACUAACUGUAGUUCUAUAUAGCUCUAAAUUUGCUUACAACAGUAACUGAAAUUAUUAUAAUAGGGAGCUUGCUGGACAAGCAUGUCUCAUAAGUAAUGAGCACAUUUAACACUUAUUGUAAGAAUACUAAUGAUUAAAAAAAAUGUUUCUACCAAUGAGAA
Messenger RNA from Megachile rotundata (alfalfa leafcutting bee), 3248 nucleotides. RefSeq names its product Golgi phosphoprotein 3 homolog sauron (gene sau). Gene Ontology annotation, biological process: Golgi to plasma membrane protein transport; Golgi organization; retrograde vesicle-mediated transport, Golgi to endoplasmic reticulum. Lineage: Eukaryota; Metazoa; Arthropoda; Insecta; Hymenoptera; Megachilidae. Gene Ontology annotation, cellular component: Golgi cisterna; cytosol; trans-Golgi network. Gene Ontology annotation, molecular function: phosphatidylinositol-4-phosphate binding. The record is from RefSeq and is a predicted model, not a curated record.